This is a messenger RNA of Aethalodelphis obliquidens (Pacific white-sided dolphin), 3194 nucleotides long. RefSeq names its product sideroflexin 1 (gene SFXN1). The coding region runs from base 157 to 1125 and encodes 322 amino acids. Gene Ontology annotation, cellular component: mitochondrial inner membrane. The record is from RefSeq and is a predicted model, not a curated record. The transcript is spliced from 11 exons. Gene Ontology annotation, molecular function: monoatomic ion transmembrane transporter activity. Gene Ontology annotation, biological process: monoatomic ion transport; serine import into mitochondrion. Lineage: Eukaryota; Metazoa; Chordata; Mammalia; Artiodactyla; Delphinidae.
ACUUUUCUCAGUCAUAAUCUCUCUUCUGCCUCAUCUUCUAGAUUUUUACUUGCGUGUCUCCAGCUUUUCUCUUCCUUUGCCCAUCCGCAGUUUGCUGAGCUGCUUCCAUGUUCCAGGCACUGUAAUAGGUGCAAGGCGGGUAUACAGUCCAGGACAAUGUCUGGAGAACUUCCACCAAACAUUAACAUCAAGGAACCUCGAUGGGAUCAAAGCACUUUCAUUGGACGAGCCAGUCAUUUCUUCACUGUAACUGAUCCCAGGAAUAUUCUGUUAACCAACGAACAACUAGAGGAUGCAAGGAAAGUAGUGCAUGAUUACAGGCAAGGAAUUGUUCCUCCGGGUCUCACAGAAAAUGAGUUAUGGAGAGCCAAGUACAUCUAUGAUUCAGCUUUUCAUCCCGACACUGGUGAAAAGAUGAUCUUGAUAGGAAGGAUGUCAGCUCAGGUUCCAAUGAACAUGACCAUCACAGGUUGUAUGAUGACAUUCUAUAGGACCACACCGGCAGUGCUGUUCUGGCAGUGGAUCAACCAGUCCUUCAAUGCCGUGGUCAAUUACACCAACAGAAGUGGAGAUGCUCCCCUCACUGUAAAUGAAUUGGGAACAGCUUAUGUUUCUGCAACAACAGGUGCUGUAGCGACAGCUCUAGGACUCAAUGCAUUAACCAAGCAUGUCUCUCCGCUCAUAGGACGCUUUGUUCCCUUCGCUGCGGUAGCUGCUGCUAAUUGCAUUAAUAUUCCAUUAAUGAGGCAAAGGGAACUCAAAGUUGGCAUUCCUGUCACAGAUGAAAACGGGCACCGCCUGGGCGAGUCGGCAAACGCUGCUAAACAAGCCAUCACGCAAGUAGUCGUCUCCAGGAUCCUCAUGGCGGCCCCCGGCAUGGCCAUCCCUCCCUUUAUCAUGAACACUUUGGAAAAGAAAGCCUUUCUCAAGAGGUUCCCAUGGAUGAGCGCACCUAUUCAAGUUGGAUUAGUUGGCUUCUGUUUGGUAUUUGCUACACCUCUGUGCUGUGCUCUGUUUCCUCAGAAAAGUUCCAUGUCUGUGACAAGCUUGGAGGCCGAGCUGCAAGCCAGGAUCCGAGAGACCCAUCCUGAAUUACGGCGCGUGUACUUUAACAAGGGAUUAUAAAGUAGGGAAAGAAACAUCUUCAGAGGAUCCUACCAACCACAAGUGUGGUGUAGCCAAGUUGGUAAGGAAUAUCCUGGUUCUGGUCGACAGGUGACAGAUACCUUUUAACGAUCCACGUUAGCCUUUUAGAGUCAAGCUGCUACUUAUAGCACAGCACCUGGGGUGGCCUCCCCUUACAUUUGAAUCAUGGUAUCAUUUACAGAAACACCCUUCCUGUAGCUUUUAUAGUCACUGGUUUUUCAAAGACAAUAUCCCAACCCUCACCCAGAGUUUUCAAAAGCACCGCUAGGCAUAGAGUAGAUGUUCAGUAUAUUGACUGUCAGUCAAUGAAAAGGAAAUCUGUUUAAAAUACUGAAGUUUUAUCCUACUCUUGUUUCAAAUCAAGGAGAGCUCAGUAGUGAGUUGAGAAAACACAAAAGCUCUGAAGCUAAACUGUAAAAGAAAAUGACUCGUAAAUAUUAAGGACAGUUUACUUUCCUGCCCAGUUCGGGCUGGAGGCGACCCGAAGUAGAUGAUGAGUUCUUUGCAUUUGUAGGAUAAAAGCCCCUUCAUACACCUCCCGGAAGUCAGAGUGAUAGACAAUUGUGAAAGGUCCCUGCUGUCAACAGCUGUGUGCUUUCGUAUUGCUGGUGGAUUUCUUCGGUUGAGUUUGAAAUUUAUUCUAUUUUACAUUCUUAUGAAGAUAUCAAUCUUACCUUGCACUUGUUGACUUUAUAUUCAAUCAUUUAAAUCAACUAAUCAAAUAACGGAAAUGCACAAAUGUCAAAUUUUGGAAGUAUAUUCGAAACCAACGCUGUAUGACUGGGUUGAAUCUGGCGUGUUUGAUUUUUUUUUUUUUUUAGAAGCGAGAGAACAGUUCCCUCUGCCUACAUGUCUUUUCUUGUCAUCCUCGUAGAUCUCUUUGGCGUUCAGAAAGAUACGGAAAUAAUGUGUAUGUGAAUCAAUGACUCAAUGAAUUUUACUUGAAUGUUGUAUAUUACAUUCCACCCUGUUUGAAAAUAAUGAACCCAUGGACCACUGUUUACAUCAUCUGUAGUAUCUUCACAUAUAAUAUAUUUAAUGUUAAGAGAUUAUGUUUCAAUUCUGUAGAGGUUCAAAGGCAUACGUGAGGUGGUCAUUUCACUGAGUAUAGACCACUCGAUUCGAUCUGUAAUUCAGAAUGUAGAAACUAGUUUGGGCAAAUUUUUCCUGACACUGUGACCAGACUGAAUUUCCUCAUAAAGAAAAAAUGGUGUGCCUCGUGUCUGUGUUUCUCUUUUCUCUGAAACGAUGAAUGGACCUGAAGGUUUUGGGCCACUCUGAGCCUUCCUUUAUAUACUGCCGGAAUAUUCUCAUUUAGAUUUCCUGUCUUAAGCCAUUUGAAGCAAAAGAGCUUCCCCAUGACAUUCUGGCCUUGGAUGUCUUUUGUGGCCAUAGAUGCUUCUCUUUAAAAAUGGGUAAAAGCAGGAAAUUCAAGGCAGAGCUCCACGAGGUGCUUAAAGGGCACUUUUAACAAGAAACUAAAGCCCUUGAGGCCUACCCCCACUCGCCCCAGCUAAUCUCAGAAUGCUUACCCCCAGUCAGGUGGCAGCUCCAUGUCCAAAUCUUAACCUUCGUUGAAAAAUUAAUGAGUGCCUGGUUGGAAGAUUGACAAACUGACCAAAAUUUUAAUACACACCAGGAUGAGAUGGCCAAAGGAUCAUUACAAAAGGGAUAAUGAGCCUGGAGAUGUGUCUUUUUAAACAUCAUCUGUUGAAGCUUCUGACUCUUGAUGCUUUUAUAGAGAACUAUGAAUUGUAUAGUUGAAUCAUGGUUUAUAUAAAGGAACAAAAUGAACCAAGAUUGGCGAUCUUUGCUGAUCUCUUAGGAAUACCUCUUCUGGAGAAAAGUUCACAUGAAGUGCAAUAUGCUUGUAAAGGUAAAUAGUUAUUAAUAUUUCUAGCAACAUGAUAUAAAGAAUUAUGACUGUAAGUAUUAAACGACUGGCAGCUUUUUUUCAGUAUUAGCACAGUGUCUGGCCAGUCUUGGAGUCGAUGUAUUAUUUCAGUUCAACUGGAUGAAAUGUUAAAUAAACUCAGAAUGAAAAAAAA